Messenger RNA from Trypanosoma cruzi, 1287 nucleotides. RefSeq lists its product as uncharacterized. The record is from RefSeq and is a predicted model, not a curated record. Bases 1 to 1287 code for a protein of 428 amino acids. Gene Ontology annotation, molecular function: membrane insertase activity. Gene Ontology annotation, biological process: protein insertion into mitochondrial inner membrane from matrix; mitochondrial respiratory chain complex IV assembly. Gene Ontology annotation, cellular component: mitochondrial inner membrane. The transcript has a single exon. Lineage: Eukaryota; Euglenozoa; Kinetoplastea; Trypanosomatida; Trypanosomatidae.
AUGUCAUUCCAUGCCGUCGUGCGCAGGGCGGCACUUCAUCAUGUCGCUCCUCUUUGCGGGACAACAGGAGCAAAGACGAGCGCCGCAGCCGCCUCCCCCUUGACCUUUUUUGGUGGUUUUGGCGGUCGCCGUUUUGGCACCGAGACGAUAUUGGUGAGUGUGCGUUGCAUUAGUUGGAACCCGGCGAAUUGGGUGGGAAACUCCCCCGUGGGAAGAGAGUCACACCGCCAAAUCGAGGACGAAUUGCCUGAUGUCUUUGCGCAGCAGCCGCAGGAAGUGGAUGACUUUAUUCGCCCAGAGAAAAGCGUUUUUGAGCGACUCGAGGACUUUUGGGAUUGGAUUGUGAGCUUCAUGCAGCCAGUGGAGAAGCAGUUGGAGGUUAUGCGCAGCCUGCGGCAUAGCGGUUUCCUUGGGUUUGAUUUUGGGACCUGGGGUAAUGUGUUUUUUUUCUACGGUAUCGUCAUGCGACUGUGCACCCUUGUGCCCUCCCUUUACAGCCACCGAAACGCGCUACGGAUGAGUUACAUUGGCCCUCAGAUUUCGGAGAUAACCAACAACCAAAACCGUGUCAAGAAUGAUCGCACACUUAGUACUGCAGAGAAACGUGUGAUUAAAGAUGGUUACAAUCGAAUGAAGUAUGCGCUGAUGAAAAAACAUGGAUGUGCGCAGUGGAAGAGCUUUUUUACAAUGCUGACUGCCCCUAUUACAAUGUCAGCCUUUUUUUCUAUUCGUCGCCUAGCAGUGUAUGAGUCGGACCUGGAGAUGGCACCGUUUCUGUGGGUGAAGGAUUUGACAAUGCCGGACCCCACAUACGGGUUGCCGCUUAUUUGUGCGGGCAUGUUUUUAGUGAACUUUGAGUUAAACCAGCAAAUGCAGCGUGGUGGACGAAGCUCCUCCGGUAUUUACAUUCGUUGGGCUGUGCGGGCCGCGUCUCUUGUAGGCGUCUACGUGUUUGCGUCACAGCCCUCUGCUAUGUUUGCCUACUGGAUUGGUCUGUCGACUGCGGGACUGCUGCAGCCGCUGCUGCUGCGUUGGCAGCCUUUCCGUGAAUUCUUUCAGUUUCCGGAUCCUCCGCAGGCCGCCAAGUCACAAAUUAUCGCGGAGGUGAAAGGACUGUCAAUGGUGGAGCGGUUGUUUUUGUCGAAGGAGGAAAAAUUGCGACGUGAGAAGGAUCGACAGGCGCUUUGGGAGGAAAGAAGCAAGAAGAAAUUUGAGAGAGUGGAAGACUACGAUGACGUCUCAUUUGACGUGGACGAGGAUCUUUCCAAAUCAACGAGGAAGCACUAA